UGUGCAAAAGGUAGAAAGAGCCAGGUCCAUGCUCGGUAGCCUUGGCUAAGACCUUCCCGUCCCUGCUUCCUGGUCCCCAUCUGUGCACCAAUGAGGCUGGUCUGGGUGGUCCCCUAGGUCCCUCCUGAUGGGACUGGUCAAGAGUAAAGGGUCCUCAGAUUCCAGAACCCCCUAGCUAGCGGUUCCCUGGCGUGGGAGAGACUUUCUUCACUGCAGAGGAGGGGGGUGGGUAAAUCUUUAACUAGCCAGCCCAGGGCAGGUCGGAGUCUUUCCGGAUGGAUGGCUGCCUGGAAAGGGGGGGCUGGAGGGGGAAUGCAAGAUGUGUGUAGAUUGCCUGUUGCAGGGUGGAAAAAGGGAGGGUACUGGGGAGGGGAAGGAAUGAGCCUUGGGCGGAGCUAACUCCGUGUAAAGAGCUGGACAUGGAGGAACGAGGGUCUCCGGAUGGGGACCCCGCGCGGAACCUGGAGCAGGGGCCGGAAGGACCGGAAACGCCCAUCCAGGUGGUGCUCAGGGUGCGACCUAUGAGCGCAGCCGAGCUGCGUCGAGGGGAACAGAGCGUUCUGCAUUGCUCAGGGACCCGGACUCUGCAGAAUGCCCGCCCCUCCACGGCCCCCUCCCCAGGUGAGCCCCCCGGGCGGGGGCCCCGACGUGGCGUUCCGCUUCGGCGUGGUGCUGGACGCGACGCGCACGCAGGAGGACGUGUUCCAGGCGUGCGGCGUGCGGCGCCUGGGAGAGCUUGCGCUGCGGGGGUGAGUGACGCGCGGGCCUGGAUGGGGCUCGCUGGGCAUCGUGUCAGCCCGGUCGCCCCCCUCCCGGGCGCCCCCUGGGUCCAGUCACGCCCUGCCGUCUGCAGUUUCUCCUGCACCGUCUUCACCUUUGGUCAGACUGGUUCCGGCAAGACUUACACCCUGACCGGACCCCCUCCCCAGGGGGAGGGGGUGCCAGUGCCCCCCAGCCUGGCUGGCAUCAUGCAGAGGACCUUCGCCUGGCUGUUAGACCGCGUGCAGCGCCUGGGCUCCCAGGUCACCCUUCGCGCCUCCUAUCUGGAGAUCUACAAUGAGCAGGUUCGGGACUUACUGAGCCUGGGGUCUUCCCGGCCCCUCCCAGUUCGCUGGAACAAGACCCGGGGCUUCUACGUGGAGCAGCUCCGGGAGGUGGAGUUCGGGAGCCUGGAGGCCUUGAUGGAACUGCUGCAGAAGGGUCUUAGCCGGCGGCGGAGCUCCGCCCACUCCCUGAACCAGGCGUCCAGCCGAAGCCACGCCCUGCUCACGCUCCACAUCUGCCGCCCGGUUUCCCCAGCCAGCCUGGUCCCCCAGUCCCCGCAGCUGCCUCCUGCAGACGCUGGGGAGCCCCCUGCUGGUGGGAAGCUGUGCUUUGUAGACCUGGCUGGCAGCGAGAAGGUGACAGCCACGGGAUCCCGCGGGGAGCUGAUGCUUGAGGCCAACAGCAUCAACCGCAGCCUGCUGGCCCUGGGUCACUGCAUCUCCCUGCUGCUGGACCCUCAGCGGAAGCAAAGUCACAUCCCUUUCCGAGACAGCAAGCUCACCAAGCUGUUGGCAGACUCCCUGGGGGGCCGUGGGGUCACCCUCAUGGUGGCCUGCGUGUCCCCCUCAGCCCAGUGCCUUCCCGAGACACUCAGCACCCUGCGCUAUGCAAGCCGGGCUCAGCGGGUCACCACCCGGCCACAGGCCCCCAAGUCCCCUGUGGCAAAGCAGCCUCAGCGUUUGGAGACCGAGGUGCUGCAGCUCCAGGAGGAGAACCGUCGCCUUCGGUUCCAGCUGGACCAAAUGGAUCCCAAGGCUUCCAGUUCAGGGCCCAGCGGGGCCCGAGUGGCCUGGGCCCAGCGGAACCUCUAUGGGAUGCUACAGGAGUUCAUGCUGGAAAAUGAAAGGCUCAGAAAAGAAAAGAGCCAGCUGCAGAGAAGCCGAGACCUGGCCCGGAAUGAGCAGCGCAUCCUGGCUCAGCAGGUGCAUGAGCUGGAGAGGCGCCUCCUCUCCAUCUGUCACCUUCGCCACUCGGGCCCUGGCCCAGCCCCACCGUGCGCCUGCUGGAUGGGACCAGCUCACCCCUGCUAUGCACUACCACCCCUCUGCUCCUGCCCCUGCUGCCACCUCUGCCCUCUGGCCCACUGGGCCUGCCCACGGAGGGAGCACCAUCUGCAGCAGGUGCCGAGCCCCGAGCCCCCCGGCGGCCUGCCCCUGUCUGCCCGACCCCCACCCUGCGUACCCCCAUGUGGCUCUGGCUCUGGCUCUGGCUCUGCCAAGUGCCCAAGAGAGAGGAGUCACCGUGACUCGUGGAUGCAGACCAGGGCCCUGGCAGAGAUGCUGACGGAGGAGGAGGUGGUACCCUCUGCACCGCCCCUGCCUGUGGGGCCCCCGGACACGUCGCCUGUGCUGAGAGGUGGGGCUGGGGUUCCGAACCUGGCCCGGAGGCUAGAGGCCCUCAGAGACCAGACUGGCGGCUCCUUACUCCAUGGCCAGAGCCAACCUCCCCCAGCGAGGGUGCACAGAGCCCAGGCCACGUCCUCCCUCCCCACUGAAGGCCAAGUGGACACCCAGGAGCCUGCCGUGUGACCUUGGCCUGGACUCUGUGCUCUUGGGCCUCAGGCUCCAUGUCUGUCGAAUGGGAAGGCCAGUUGCUGCUCCACCUUGUUGCUGGGCUGGGCAGACCAACUCCAGGGCUGGGGUGGGGGCUGCUGGGGGAGAAAGGAAGGGUGUUGCCCUAGCCUUUGAGAAAUGGCUGGAUUCCGGAGAAACCAGGCAGCCGGAGACAACAUGUAUGAAUAAAGAGAGUUGUCGGCUCCGA
Messenger RNA from Tupaia belangeri chinensis (Chinese tree shrew), 2805 nucleotides. It is a transcript of the gene KIF12, whose product is annotated as kinesin family member 12. The transcript has 18 exons. The record is from RefSeq and is a predicted model, not a curated record. Gene Ontology annotation, biological process: spindle elongation; mitotic spindle organization; microtubule-based movement. Gene Ontology annotation, molecular function: ATP binding; microtubule binding; microtubule motor activity. Gene Ontology annotation, cellular component: microtubule associated complex. The coding region runs from base 420 to 2573 and encodes 717 amino acids. Lineage: Eukaryota; Metazoa; Chordata; Mammalia; Scandentia; Tupaiidae.